UCAUCACCGACCAUGCCGCGAGGAAUCCCAAAUGCAAAGCGCGAUGAGACUGGCAUGAAAUACACCACAUUUCAUGUCCCUCUUGCGCCAAAUCCCAAGUACUCCAGCUCGACAUACCUCAAGUCGGACGCGAACACACUAUGGUAUAGGAACGCACGGAAUGCGAAGCCUGCGGUGAACGGGCAUACCCCGGAGCAGCGGCGCGGGCAGCAGACGCUCGUCAUCCAUCCCGGAAGCGCAAACUUUCGCAUCGGCCGCGCGUCGGACCCCGCCCCAGUCGUCGUGCCGGCCAUCGUCGCGCGCAAGACCAGCGCCCCCGCUCCCCCUCUGCGCGCGCGCAAUCGCGUACGCCAGCCGGCGGACCCAGAUGAGCCCCCAUCUCCUGACAGCUCCGACCCUACGUUGCGCGAACUGGCCGCCAUCCGGUCCACCCUCGAUAAGUACUUGAACUACCUCGGACUGCGUCGAGACCCCGACGGCGUACAGACAGCCAGAGAGUAUGCCGCGAAGCACAUACCAACACUGCUCCCACCCGCAGAGGACGUAUGGAUAUCCGAGUGUGAUCGGCCAUACCUGAUAGGGGAUGAGGUCUACCGGCUAGUAGACCCUCCUGCCAUGGGCUACAUUGUUAGGUGCCCAAUACACGGCCAGAACUUUGAGGCCGCGGACUACACCUCCCUCCAAGCCGUACUGAACGACAUCGAGGUCAUCAUACGAGAAACGCUGCGAUCGUCAUUCGAGAUCCUUCCGCGCGACUACUAUAACCAUAGCGUCGUGCUCGUCAUCCCCGACUUCUAUGAGCCGUCCUACGUGCGCGAUUUCGUGCACCUUCUGCUUGUUCAGAUGGGCUUCAAGCAAAUUUGUGUGCAGCAGGAAUCGUUGGCUGCAACAUACGGCGCAGGAGCGUCUACUGCUUGCGUCGUCAACUUUGGCGCUGCUAAGACGAGCAUCGCCUGCGUGGACGAGGGCAUCAUCAUCCCAGACACCAGAAUAGUCCUGGACAUCGGCGGAGACGACAUCACAGAGUGGCUGUACUUCAUCCUCCACCGACAGAAGCUUUUCCCUGACCCUGAAUGCGACCUGGCGCGCUUAUACGAUUGGCGGGCUGUGGUGUACGCUUCAGAGCACCUGACGACCCUGAAGGAGCAAUCUGUUGGCAUCAGGUCAACCGUGCUGCCAGUGCGCAGGCCUGGGCAGCCAGCCGUGAAGUACUAUGUGACGGCAUACGAUGCGCAGAUCCUUGCGCCCAUGUUGUACUUCUACGAGUUCGCACGUAUUCUCAGAUGCGAACCGUAUGCGCCGGCGUACUAUCGGCCUGACACGACCGAGGAAAUCAUCGAGCCGCCGAUUGAGCAGGUGACGGAGACGAUGAAGAAGGUGACUGCACACCUCAUGCCGGAGGCAUCUACGCAACUUCCACUCACGGUGCCGCUGACCAUGCCCGGGAGUGCCGCGGGCAGCAAAGGUCCCUCGACACCCUCUCAAGUCGAUCCCGGGUCGAAAGCUACCACCACAUCGGCGUCGCCCGUAGAUGAUUCUCCUAUGGACGUCGAUGGGCAGGACGCGCAAGCAGCAGCACCUGCAGCUCCACCGACGCAGCAGACCACCGAAACACAGCAAACCAUCGAAGCUCGGAAACCCCUCGACAUCUUCUAUGAGGCGAGCAAGACCCCACUAGACGCUGCGCUCUUCAAUAGCAUCCGCAUCGCGGGCGAGGACAGGAUUUCAAAGUAUCUGACCUCUAUCAUCAUUACUGGCGGCCCGACAAGGACCAGGUACAUGGCAGAGGCGUUGAUGAGUAGACUGCAAUCCGCCGCGCGUACCGUCAUGGGGGACGACACCCUCCGUGCGUCCACGGUCCCGAUGGCAAACGACGUGGACAGGACUGCGCUCGUUUGGAAGGGCGCCGCGGUCCUGGGGAAGAUGGAGGGGGUGUCGGAGCUGUGGGUUACGCCUGCGGAUUGGGACUUAUUGGGCAUGCGGGGCUUGAAGGAGCGCUGCUUCUAUCUGUGAUGUGGCGACCCAUCGAGUCGAUCCAAGGAUGAUGUUCGAAGGCCAUAUACCCUCGUCUAUGUGUACCUGUAACCUAUGAUCGCUAUGGGUUAUGCUGCUGGGUGUUACGGCUGAUUGUGCAUCUAGAGAUCCCCACACUGAGCAAUCGACCAGUCGAUUUCAGAGGAGGGUUACUAUACGAACAACAUCUGCGUAUCUCGAGAAUGCCGAAGUGCAUGAACGUCGUAGCAAUAUGUCUCGAUAGGUCCGAGAGCGACCAGUCUCCUGGAAGAUCCGUCUCCAACCACUCGAUCCUUGCCAAAUUCUUUCCUUCAUACGUGUCCUCCGUCGAUCUCGACCGGAGCAGCGCCUCCACCAGGUCAAUCCUGUCGCAUACUAUGCCCUCCGACAUCCUCCACAGCAAACCCAGACGCCUCAGCCGAGGAAGUCGGUUCAUC
Schizophyllum commune H4-8 is the source of this 2450-nucleotide messenger RNA. RefSeq names its product actin-like ATPase domain-containing protein. NCBI's taxonomy places the organism in Eukaryota, Fungi, Basidiomycota, Agaricomycetes, Agaricales, Schizophyllaceae. Gene Ontology annotation, cellular component: Ino80 complex. The transcript has 14 exons. Gene Ontology annotation, biological process: regulation of DNA-templated transcription; double-strand break repair. Bases 13 to 2013 code for a protein of 666 amino acids. The record is from RefSeq and is a predicted model, not a curated record.